UCUCCUCCAGAUCCUGUAGUCACCAGAUCCAUCAAAACGAUCAAUGUCAACUUUGAUAUUGCUCAUGUUAGAAAAAUCAAAAUUAAAUUGAGUUGAGUUUAGAAAGAUUUGUUUAUUAUCAGUUUGUGGAAUUUCCACAGAUUUUCCACUGUCCACAACUUCUUGUUGUGUUUCUUCUUCUUCUCCCAGUCUUGAUCACUUUCUUGAACCUUUCUUGAGUUGAUUUAAGCUUGAACCAAAGCUCUGAUACCACUGUAGGAAUUUGGCUUGGUGAAAUCCCAAGUUUGCCCUACACCACUCAAGAAACGAGUCAAAACGACAGGGACAAAUCUGUCCCAGAAAAAUUCAAUUUAAAACUCAAUCAACGACCAAAGAACCCUGGUCGUUUAACCUACACGACAAUGAAAACUUGUCGUUCUUCACUCACACGACAAAUCGUUUAAACCAAACGAUUUGUCGUUCUGGAUUGAACAAAAGUAAGUUCAAUCAGAGCUAACCCUAGCUCAUUUGCACCUUCGAACAUUCGAGAAUUUCUCAAAUUCUCUCUCUUUCUCUCUGCCUUCUCUCUGGUUCUCAAACCCUAGAACCAGAGAUCCUUCUCGAUCUAUUGAUCGAUCUUACCCAGAAACCUUCCCAAAAAACACCACACAAUACACACAUACAAAUAUCAAGCAUAGAUCAUUAGGUUAGGGUUAGAAAAUUAACACCAGAGUUUAUAGAGGUUCGCCCUAAAUCAGGGGUACGUCCUCUUUGAGCUCGCCUUGAAGACGAUCUACAGAUCUGCACUAUUAUGAUGAAGAUUGAUACAAAGGUGAGAAAUCCAAGUCACAACACUUUGACUGGUAUUUCAGAUUUGCUCUCUUUUCUUUCUAUGUGUUUAUCUCUCUGUAUUUUCUUGGUUUCUCACUCACUAACACUUUUUCUUUCUUUGCAUGAACAUGGACUGCUGAGAUUUGGAGCAGAAGCUUUCAGAUCUUGUACUCUAGGGUUCGAGUUUCUGGUAUCUCUCAACUUAGAGAUCUGUGACCAAUACUACGAAUCUACGAUUUGCAACUAUGAUGGGAAUGAGGUACAAAGGAAGGGACUUUUGUAUUUCAGGAAAGAGUUAUGCAGGACAUUAUGUUCCUCAGCUGAGCCAAGCAAUUGUAAAGCACAACUCUGCAACAAAGGAAAAAACAAUUAAUCUGAAGGGCUAUUGAUCUGUUAAGAAUAUGUAACAAUUCAGAUUCAUUGAAAAGGGGAGAAUAAAUUUUUAUAGUUUUAACUAUAACAUAUUUAUAUAUGCAUGUCUCUCUUGCCAAUUUUAACAUGUAACUUUGCUAGUUUUAUGGUUAAAGGGUCAUCUUUAUCUUGGACUUUUAAGGUCACCCUCUCAUGAAAGUGUGUAUUUUACUUGUUAAUGUGUUAUUUAUAGUUUUUGAUUCGUUUCUUAGACUUAUUACAUUUAAACCCAUCCUGAAACGGAGAUCUUAUAGGAUUAGUACUUGUGUUGUAGUAUACAAGCUAGAUAUGUUGAAUCAUGAACGACGCAGACAUUAAUAAACCAACUUAGAUGAAAUGAUUUUUGAAUAAGAGCUUGAUCAAGUGCUUGGCUCUGAAGAAGAUGUAAUUUUGUUUGCUAAAGAGUAAUUUAUGGAAGGCUGGGUAAGGAGAGGACUGCUGCAAUAUUAUGUAGCAUUAUACUUAUGUUGGAAGUAUAUUAUCAUGAAAUAAAUGAGAUUACUUUAGUAAAAAAAAAAUAUCUUUCUUGAU
Cannabis sativa is the source of this 1752-nucleotide messenger RNA. Its product is annotated as diaminopimelate decarboxylase 2, chloroplastic. The record is from RefSeq and is a predicted model, not a curated record. Lineage: Eukaryota; Viridiplantae; Streptophyta; Magnoliopsida; Rosales; Cannabaceae. The transcript has 3 exons. The coding region runs from base 791 to 1183 and encodes 130 amino acids.